This is a messenger RNA of Gregarina niphandrodes, 762 nucleotides long. Its product is annotated as putative 40S ribosomal protein S3. Lineage: Eukaryota; Apicomplexa; Conoidasida; Eugregarinorida; Gregarinidae. Bases 1 to 762 code for a protein of 253 amino acids. Gene Ontology annotation, biological process: translation. The transcript is spliced from 2 exons. Gene Ontology annotation, cellular component: nucleus; cytosolic small ribosomal subunit. Gene Ontology annotation, molecular function: structural constituent of ribosome; RNA binding. The record is from RefSeq and is a predicted model, not a curated record.
AUGACCGAUUGCCAGAUUAGCAAGAAGAAGAAGGUUGUGGCUGAUGGGGUCUUCCGUGCCGAAGUGCACGAGUUUCUCUCCAAGAUGCUGCGGGAGAAGGGUUUCGCGGGCGUUGAGGUCCGAAUGACCCCGGUGAAGACGUACGUGCUGAUCCGCACGACUCGUCCCCGCGAUGUGUUGGGCGAUUCUGGCCGCAGUCUGAGGGAAUUGGCGUCAUUGGUUCAGAAAAGGUUCGGUUUCCGGCCGAACCAGGUGGAGUUGGUGACUGUGCGUGUUGAGUCAAGAGGUCUGUCGGCUAUGGCUCAGGCUGAGUCUCUCCGCUUCAAAUUGCUGCAGGGAAUGCCGCCACGUCGUGCUUGCUAUGCUGUGCUCCGGACGGUCAUGGAGUCGGACGCCAAGGGCUGUGAAGUCACUGUCGCCGGUAAACUCCGUGCCCAGAGAGCUAAGACCAUGAAGUUCAAGGACGGGUACAUGAUCUCCAGAGGCCACCCCGCUAACCUCUACAUCGAGCAGGCCAUCCGCACUGUUGCCAUGAGACAGGGCAUCCUCGGCGUACGCGUCAAGAUCAUGCUUCCCCACGACCCCAAGGGCAUCAACGGACCCAAGACUCCUCUGCCCGACACUGUCCUCGUCCACGAUCCCAAGAACGUCCAAGACUCACUCACCAUCAAGCCCUACGUCAAGACCUACAAACCUGCCGCACCUGUGCCCGUCGUUGAGACCGCUGCCCAACCCGAGCAGCCUGCCGCCGUUGAGGCCUGA